Molecule: messenger RNA, 1619 nt
Organism: Arabidopsis arenosa
Lineage: Eukaryota; Viridiplantae; Streptophyta; Magnoliopsida; Brassicales; Brassicaceae
Source: the annotation of a GenBank genome assembly
AAAUGGAUACUCUAAUGACUCUCAUUCUUCUUGUCCCUCUUCUUAUUUUUCUCUUCCGUCACCUCCUUUCACGGCGGGGGAGGCUUCGGAAACCCUACCCUCCCGGCCCCAAAGGCUUACCCGUCAUUGGAAAUAUUCUCAUGAUGAACCACUUCAACCACGGCGGCCUGGCCAAGCUCAGCCGUAUCUACGGUGGGUUGCUCCACCUCCGCCUCGGGUUUUCCCACAUUUUCGUCGUUUCUUCUCCUGACAUCGCUCGUCAAGUUCUCCAAGUCCAAGACCACGUUUUCUCAAACCGUCCCACCACAAUCGCAAUCCGAUACUUGACCUACGGGGGAUCCGAUCUUGCAUUCUGCAACUACGGCCCGUUUUGGCGUAGGAUGAGAAAACUCUACGUCAUGAUGCUCUUUAGCCGUAAACGGGCCGAGUCUUGGGUCUCUGUUGAUGAAGAGGUCCACAAAUCGGUCCGUUUCGUGGCUUCCAAGGUCGGAAAACCGUUAAACAUAUGUAAACUAGCAUUUUCCCUAUCACGAGGCAUAACGUUCCGAGCAGCUUUCGGUUCCUCCUCAUCCACUUCUGAUGAAAGCAGAUUAGAUGAGUUCCUUGAGAUCAUUCAAGAGUUCUCUAAGCUCUUUGGUGAGUUUAACGUAGCGGAUUAUGUCCCGUCGUGGCUCAGUUGGAUUGACCCGCAAGGGAUAAACGGGCGAGUUGAGAAAGCCCGAAUAUCUCUGGACGGUUUCAUUGAGUCCGUCAUCGACGAUCACUACUUGCACAAGAAGAAGAGAGAACAUAAUAACCUUGUCGAAGAGACCGAUAUGGUUGAUCAAUUACUUGCGUUCUACGAAGAAGAAAAACUCAAAGUCAACACCUCAGACACCAAAAUUAAUCUCGAUAACAUAAAAGGCAUCAUCAUGGAUGUGAUGUUCGGAGGAACCGAGACGGUGGCAUUAGCAAUCGAGUGGGUCCUUACGGAGCUACUCCGGAGCCCCGAGAACAUGAAACGGGUCCAGGACGAGAUAGCGAGUGUAGUCGGGCUUGACCGAUGGCGCGUGGAGGACACGCAUCUCGAGAAGCUCACUUUCCUGAAGUGUAUCCUUAAGGAGACCCUCCGGCUUCACCCGCCGUUCCCUCUCCUGCUACACGAGACGGUGGAGGACACCGAGGUUUCCGGUUACUUCAUCCCCAAGGGAUCACGUGUGAUGGUCAAUACCUACGCUCUCGGGCGUAACCCGGAUUCUUGGUCCGACCCGGAAAUUUUCAAGCCGGGUAGGUUUUUGGACCCGAGUGCUCCAGACCUGAAGGGUAAUAAUUUCGAAUUUGUUCCUUUCGGGUCGGGUCGGAGAUCGUGCCCGGGUAUGCAACUCGGGUUGUACGCGUUUGAGCUUGCGGUUGCUCAUCUUCUACACUGCUUCACGUGGAGUUUACCGGACGGUAUGAAACCCAGUGACGUGGACACCGUUGAAGGGCCGGGUCUCACCGUUCCUAAGGCAACUCCUUUGGUGGCGGUGCCCACCACGCGCCUCCUCUGCCCCAUCGUCUCUUGAAUCCUGAAAAGCCUCCACCUUUGAAAACAAGAGUUUUCGGAAUCGGAGUAAUUGUAAUAAGUUUUAUAGAAGAAC